CAAGUCAACUUAUUUUUUAGUGAGUGCCCGCACCGCAUUGGAGAAACAUGUCCACGGAGAACGAACUGUCCUCGGUGCUGUCCAGGCGACAGGCCAUCAACGACGCUCUGGAAGACGGAGUGGAGGUGAAGCCGCGGUUCCGCGCCGCCACAUCGAUCUACACCGAGUUCCACGAGUUUACGCGCAAGCAGAUCAAGCAGUACGAGACCGAAUUCAACAAGUAUGACGAGGGCGGUGACGGCUUUUUAGACCUGACCGAGCUGAAGCUGAUGAUGGAGCGGCUGGGCGCGCCGCAGACGCACCUCGGACUGAAGAGCAUGAUCGCCGAGGUGGACGAGGACAAAGACAACAAGAUCAGCUUCCGCGAGUUCCUGCUCAUCUUCCGCAAAGCGAGCGCCGGCGAACUCUCGGACGACUCGGGUCUCAGCCAGCUGGCCAGGCUCACCGAGAUCUGCGUCCACGAAGUCGGCGUCGUCGGAGCAAAGUCUUUCUUCGAGGCCAAGAUUCGAAAGGAGAUUGAGGAGCAAAACAAGGGAAGCAAAUUCGAGCAGGAGCUGCGGGAAGAGCAGGAAGGGCGGCGGCGCGAGGAGGAGGAGCGGGCACGGCGGAGACAGGCGUUCAAGCAGACGGCCUCCGUCUUCCAGUAGUCUGCCGCUCUCACCAAUCAAAUCCAAAUCCUCGAAAAGCCAAAAAGUUGAUGACGCGCGGGCGACGAUUUUGUUUUGUUUGUUUUUCGGCAUUCCGACAGCACGCAUUUAAAAUACGCAUGAUAUUAUAAUUGUAUCGGUGUGGCGCGAGCAGAGCACAAGUUUUCACUCUCCUCUCACAAAAUAGAAAAUAAUGCCGCCGAGUCGUUGUCACAUUAUCUGCUUUGAUUGUUACCAAGUGUCGCGUGUGUGCCCUCGCCGGGCAAGGCCUUUAUGUAAAUAUAGAUACGACCUUCCGAUCCUCCUCUGGUCAGAGAACUGCGAAGAAAACCACAUUGCCAUUUCGUGAAAUUAUUGAAUAAAAGAGAAUUAAAAGAGUAUUAUUUUA
This is a messenger RNA of Cloeon dipterum, 1035 nucleotides long. RefSeq names its product EF-hand domain-containing protein D2 homolog Swip-1 (gene Swip-1). The record is from RefSeq and is a predicted model, not a curated record. The transcript has 4 exons. Lineage: Eukaryota; Metazoa; Arthropoda; Insecta; Ephemeroptera; Baetidae. Gene Ontology annotation, molecular function: calcium ion binding. Bases 48 to 647 code for a protein of 199 amino acids.